Messenger RNA from Prorocentrum cordatum, 4734 nucleotides. The record is from the annotation of a GenBank genome assembly. Lineage: Eukaryota; Dinophyceae; Prorocentrales; Prorocentraceae.
AUGGACGAGCAGGUUCGGCAGCAGUUCGAACUGCUGAGGCAGGAGUUCGCGGCUCGAAUGAGUCAGACCGCCGACGAGAUGCGGAGGCUGGAGAACGAGAAUCAGCGGCUUCAGCAACAAGUAGCAGGAGGCCUCGCGGCAAUUCCGCAGGCGAUAGAACGGAUGGGCGAGCAGAUCAGAGGCGCGUCGAGCGCAGGAGGAGCCGCUCCCGGUCUCGUAGACACCAAGGGGAUUGGCAAGCCCACAACGAUGGGCGACGAUCAAGAGAAGUUCGGGGCUUGGAAUCGCAAGAUGGAGAACUACGUGAUAGGCGUGUACGGAGAGAGCUUUCGUCCCGUUCUUCGGUGGGCUGCAGAAGCCGAACGCCCCGUGACGAUCGAGGGGGCACAGGCGGCGCACGGCGGAGUACCCGAGCUGGAGACCAAGGUCAACCAGCUGUACGCGGCGCUGAUCAGCACGACGGCGGACGGCAGCGAGAGCAACGACCUCGUGACGGGCGCCCCCGAUGGGAACGGUCUAGAGGCCUGGCGGAAGCUUCACCGCAGGUGGGAUCCGACGACAGGUCCGAGGAAGCGGCUGAUCCUGAGGUCGAUCAUCUCGCCUCCGAAGUGCAGCGCGGACGAACUGGGAUCAGCCUUAGAGAAGUGGAUCCAGCAGAUAGGCAGGUACGAACGCCGCCAAGGAGAAGAUGGUCUAGCCGAGCUGCCAGAGGAUAUCAAGAUGGCGGCCCUCGAGAUGCUCGUGCCUCAGGACAUCGAGAACCACCUCGUCCUCAACAAGCAUCGGCUCAUCACGUUCCAGGACAGUCUGAACGAGGUGAUGACAAUCGUGGAGGCUCGGACCGGCGUGAAGAUCAAGGCGGCAGGCAGCCUGGAGGAGGAGCCUGAAGCGGAGGUCGCCGCUCUGGACAUGGGCAGCUUGGACUGCCUGGAGCUCGCCAGCGGCAGCGGCCGCGGCGUAGCAGCGGUCGACCUCUCCCCCUUCGCGCAGGACGACUGGAUGAAGUUCAACUGGGACAGCGGUGCAGCUAUCUCAGCAGUCCCUCGGAGCUUCGCGCCGCCGACGGGAAUGAAGGGCAACGGCAGCACGUAUCGCACGGCCAGCGGUGAGCUCGUCCCGGACGAGGGCAGCUUGCAGCUCAAGGCGGAGGACGAGUACGGAGUGCUACGAGCGCUCAAGGGACGCGUGACGAACGUGCACAAGCCGCUGAUCUCGGUGGGGCAGGCAGCAGGAGCUGGACAGCGUUCAUUCCUGGGCCGCAAUGGCGGCUGGAUAUUCCACGAGAAGAGCCCAAUCGGCAAGCGCGUGGUAGGCAUGCUCGAGAAGGAGGCGAAGGCGGCGAAGCACCAGAUGCUGCCGGUCUAUCGCGAGCAGGGUGUCUACAACUUCUACCUCAAGAAGGGCCAACAUGGCUCGGUUGCUCCUCUCGAGGAGGGACUUUCGGCAAAGUCGAAGUCCGAGCUGGUGGAGCUCCUCAGCGGCAAGUCGAAGGAGGAGCUGCUGGAGAUCCUCGAGAAGACAGCACCUCAUGAGCCCUCUCAGAGGGAGAUCGCUGAACACGAGGCGAUGGGACACGCGACUUAUCGCAGCUGGUGUCGCGUGUGUAUCGCGGCAAAGGGCCAAGGCCAGCCGCAUCUCCGCGCACCGGAGGACGACGAGACAGCGGUGCCGGUGAUCUCAUCCGACUACGCCUUCAUGGGCCAGGAUGACGCGGACACCAUGCCGAUGCUGGUCCUUAGGGAUCGGCGCUCGAAGAUGAUGGCAGCGACAUUCGUGGAGAAGAAGGGCGACGACGCCUACGCCAUCAAGUUCUUCGCACGCUUCUUACGGAUCCUGGGCUACAGGAAGAUCGUCAACAAGUCCGACGGCGAGCCCGCGAUCCUGCUGGUCAAGAGGCGUGCGGUGGAGGAGGUUCCUGGCCUCGAGGCCAUUCCUCAGGAAUCGGCACCGGCCGAUCAUCAGGCCAAUGGGGAGAUCGAGGUCACGGUGCGCGAGAUCAAGAAGCAGGUGCGGGCGCUCAAGAUGGACCUGGAGUCCAAGCUGGGCGUCAAGGUGGAGGACAAGCACCCGGUGCUAGCGCACCUGCCGGAGCACGCCGCAUCGGUAAUCAACCGAUACCGGCGCGGCCAGGACGGCAAGACCGCUCUUCAGCGGCUCGCGGGACGGCAGUGGAGGAAGCCAGUCCCGCUCUUCGGCGAGCGCUUGAUGGCGCGGUUCGCCGGGGAGCGCGCGAGGAAGAACGCGCUGGAGGAGCAGAUGGUGGAGGCCCGCUACAUCGGCCACCACCCGCGCGACGGCUCGAUGAUGGUCAUCACGAGCGACGGCGUGAAGAAGGCGGUCGGCUUUCGCAGCCUGCCGCAGAGCGAGAAGUGGAUCACGGCGGGCUGGGAUGGCCUGAAGGGCCUGCCGUGGGACGUGGCUCCGCGUGCGGCAAGCGCGCCGCGGGCCAUCGUCGGACCUGGAGAGGUCGGUCCGCCACCAAUUGUGGUGGCGCCGCCGCAGCCGCAGGCGCCGAGGAGGAUGUACGUCCUCAAGGCGGACAUCGAGCGGCUGGGCGCAACGCCGGGAUGCCCAGGGUGCGUCUCGAUCGCCAAGCACGGCCGGGUGCUGGCUGGCCACGCGCACAACGCGGCGUGCAGCAAGAGGAUCUUCGAAGCGCUGGACGCGGAGGAGGCAGGCCGGGAGAGGACCGGCCAGUAUCGAGAGCGGAGGCAGGGCCAAGAGGCCAGAGUCCGACCAGCGGCAGCGGCCGCGGCAGGGACCCCUCCGCCGAAGACGGCUCGGAGGAUCACCGAGCCGGUGGCAGCGGCGGCGGCGGCAUCGGCCGCGCCGGCCGCGACCCGAUCGGCAGCAGCGCCAGCCGUGGCAGCCACAGCGGCGCGCAUGCGAGAGAGCCAGCCGGUAGCACCGGGCUUCGGCGUGGCGGCUCCUUCAGGAGGAGCGAGCUCCAGUUCGGGAGCGGCGCGAGCGGCAGAGGCCGCCGCGGAUGUCGACAUGACCGCGUCCAGGUCGCGGCUGAAGCGCUUGGCGGAGGUGGCCCCGGAUGACGUGCCGGAGGCCCUCGAGCGCGGUGAUCCACAGCCGGCAGACGUGCCGGUACAGGUGGACAUGGAGGAUCUCGCGGCGCAGCCAGCGCCAGCGGAAGGACCUCAGCUGCCAGCUGGAGUGGCAGUCGUGUGGAACGCCAGUGAGGGGAGGCACAUGCGGGUGCUCGCCCUCGAUGUGGCGUCGAUCGAGCUGGUUGAGCUCGGAGUGCUGACGAGAGCGAAGGCGGAGUUGCUCCCGCUCGUUCGCGAACAGGUCAGUGGCCAUUGGGCCAGCGCCGGCGCGGACAUCGCCGACGAAGAGGUGGACAGCAUCGCCCUAUCGGCGUUGCAGCUGGGCGCCGUGGACGUGGCCGAGGUGUACUCGCCACAUCGGUUCUCGGCUCGGGCAGCGGAAUUUCAGCUGCGCCCGGGCUUCGCGGCGGACCUGGAGGAACUCAAGGGGGACGGGACGCCGUGGGACUUGCGGCGCCCCGAAGAUGUCAAGGAGCUCGAGAGGCAGCAAGAGCGGAUGGAUCCCAUCCUGCUCACGGGGUCCCCUCCAUGCGAGAAGUUCAGCUUGCUGAGGGGCCUGAGCGCCAAGUUCAGGACCGAUGAGCAGGAGGCGGUCGAGAUGGAGGAGGCCAGACACCACCUGAAGGUGGCAGUCGACGCCUACUGGCGUCAGCUCAGGAAGCCAGGCAGGUACUUCCUGCAUGAGCAUCCCUGGAGUGCGCGAUCGUGGAAUGAGGACAUCGUCAAGGAGCUGGUCGCGCAUCCAGGAGUUUUCACGGUCAAAGGCCCCAUGUGUCGGUGGGGCAUGAAGCUCACGAACCCCCGCAGUGGCCAGGAGGAGUUCGUGCGCAAGGAGACCGGAUGGGUCACCAACCAUCCAGGCUUAGCCCGGAGGCUGCAGGGCACUUGCAGCAAUGUGGACGGCCGCGCGGAAUGGCAUCGCCACAUCACGCUCGUGGGCGGCAUCGCGCGGUUCGCGAAGGUCUAUCCACCGAAGUUGGUGGAGGCAGUGCUGGAGGAGCUCAAGGACACGCUGGAUGACGUGGGGGAGCUCAGCACCGCCCAGGUGCAGCAGUCGGGCCCGGUCCCUGUGGACGCGGCAGUGCCACCCGGGGACUGGGCGAGUUACUGGGACGACGUCAAUGGCGGCUACCUGGAGGCGGGCCUUGUGGCCCAGGCUCGCGCGGUCGAGCGCGAGUGGGUCAAGAAGCAGGAGCUGAUCGAGAUCGUCCCGAGGUCUCAGGCUUUCGCCGAGACUGGGCGUCCGCCCAUCCCACUCAAGUGGGUUGACACGAACAAGGGUGACGCGGAGAGGCCCAACUACAGGAGCAGGCUCGUCGUGAAGGAGAUCAAGGCGAAGAAGCGCCCUGACGAGCAGCUGGAGGCGUCCGAGGUCUUCUCGGCCAUGCCUCCUCUGGAGGCCAUGCGGUCGCUGGUCUCGCUGAGGGUCACGUGGACGCGGGAACCACCGCUCCACAUUCAGGAGUCGCUUCGCAAGAAGGGCAGGAAGCCGGGCAACUUCAAGAUCGGCUUCUUCGACAUCAGCAGGGCGCACUUCUACGGGAAGCCUGGCAGCUCGGAGACGUCGCUGAGCGCUGAGAGCGAGCUGGCUCAGUCGGCCGAGGACGUCUCCGAGCUGCAGCCUGGCAGCUCGGAGACGUCGCUGAGCGCUGAGAAGGGCCUGUCAACAGCCUGA